Messenger RNA from Prorocentrum cordatum, 1869 nucleotides. The record is from the annotation of a GenBank genome assembly. Lineage: Eukaryota; Dinophyceae; Prorocentrales; Prorocentraceae.
AUGCUGCAUCCUCUGCGAUUUCCACCGCGCGCUCAGCAUCGUAGGCAACGUCCUGGUCUGAUCUGCAGCAGUCUGAGCGCGAAGCAUGCCGCCGCAUUUCUCCUUCGCCGCCCCGCCAUGAGCUCGGUGGACCCUGGGCGCGUGCAGGUCCUGAGCGACCACCCUCCCCAGCGGUGUGCCCGCUACGUCCUGUUGUGGGUCCAGCAGGACGUGCGUGCGUCGUGCAACCACGCUGUGGAGAAGGCGAUCCAGGAGGCCAAUGCGCUGAGCCUGCCCGUGCUGGCGUGCUACGGGCUGUGCGAGCGGUUCCCCGACGCGAACGAGCGGUCCCUCUGCUUCUUGCUGGAGGGCCUGCGGGACGCAGCCGCGGCCCUUGCCUCGCGGGGCGUCCGCCUGGUGUGCCAGCGCGGCGCGCCGCCCGACGUGGCCAGCGGGCUCGCCCGAGAGGCGGCGUGCGUGGUCGUGGACCGCGGGUGCUCAUGGGCGACGUACGCCCAGAUCUGUCGGGCUUGGCGGCGGGAGCUGGUCCAGCGCCUGCCGGGGCUGCGCGUGUUGCAGGUGGAGACCAGCGUCGUCGUGCCGGUCGAGCUCGCUUCGCCCGGCCGCGAGCCAGCCGCGGCCACGCUGCGGCCCAAGUUGCAGCGGCUGCUGCCGCGGUUCCUGGCGCCCCUGCGCGAGACGGAGGUGCAGCACCGAGCCGCGCAGCUCGCGCUGUCUGCCGAGGCGGAGGCUGCCUCUCUCGACCUUGCCGACCCCGGGGCCCUGCUGGCGGGGCUCGACGUCGACAGCAGCGUCCCGCCGGCCGUCGGCUUCGCGGGCGGUCGGCAGCAGGCGCAGGCCAGGCUCGAGGCGUUCUUGCCGAAGCUGCGCUCGUACGGCAGCGGGAAAGCGAACGACCCGUCGGUGCAGGACAACUCGUUCCUGUCUCCCUAUUUGCAUUUUGGGCACAUCUCCCCCGUGGAGCUCGGCUUAUCCGUCUGGGGGGCGGCUCAGCGGCUGGACGAGGGUUGCAAAGCCAGCGCCCCAGCCUUUGCAGUUCCUGCUUCGGCGGGGGGAGUCGCGAAUGGUGCAGCAGCCUUUCUCGAGGAGCUGAUCGUCCGGCGCGAGCUUGCCCGCAAUUUCUGCCAUUAUUGUGAUUCGUACGAUACCUUUGAUUGCUUGCCAUAUUGGGCCCAGGAGACGCUGCUGCAACACAUGAGCGAUAGGCGCAGCCACACGUAUUCUUUUGAGCAGCUCGAGCGGGGUGAGACGCAGGACGAUCUCUGGAAUGCGGCGCAGUGGGAGAUGGUGGUGACAGGCCACAUGCACAAUUACAUGCGGAUGUACUGGUGCAAGCAGUUGAUCGUUUGGGUCGAAGAUCCCAGGGUUGCAUUCCGCUGGGCAGUGCGCCUCAACAAUAAGUACUCGGUGGACGGCCGGGACGAGAACGGUUACAUGGGCAUCGCCUGGUGCUUCGGGCACCACGACAGACCCUUCCCCGAGCGGCCCGUCUUCGGUACCGUCAGGCCGAUGACCCGGAACGGCCUGGCGUCGAAGUUCAACAUGCCCCGCUACCAGCAGCUCGUGCAGCGGAAGUGCCGCGAGGCCGCGAAGGCGGAGCCCCGGGUGCUGCAGCUCGUCCCGAGCGCCGCGCUUGGCGGAGCCGCGCUGCUGCGGCUCCUGGCGGCGCCGCCGCCGGCCGCAGACCGCGCGGCGCUGGACGCGGAAGUGGCGACGCAGUCGAGGUCGUUGCGCUGGCAGCGGGCGGCUGCGUCGAAGAAGCCCAUCGCUGGGCCUCCAGCCCUGUGGCUGGUGGCUGACGGUGAUGGCGGCGAUGGUGCGCAGGAUUGGCAUGGGAGUACAGAUGAGGAUGCAGAUAAGAGGGAUUAG